Pelobates fuscus (common spadefoot toad) is the source of this 363-nucleotide messenger RNA. It is a transcript of the gene SLIRP, whose product is annotated as SRA stem-loop interacting RNA binding protein. The coding region runs from base 20 to 304 and encodes 94 amino acids. Gene Ontology annotation, molecular function: RNA binding. The transcript has 4 exons. The record is from RefSeq and is a predicted model, not a curated record. Lineage: Eukaryota; Metazoa; Chordata; Amphibia; Anura; Pelobatidae.
AGAGGUCACAGUGUCCAACAUGGCGGCUCAGGCGAGGAAGGUGUAUGAAGUGUUCGUGUCCCAGAUCCCAUGGACACUGGCCACCAGAGAACUGAAGGAAUAUUUUUCACAGUUUGGGACAAUAAAGAAAUGUCUUUUGCCAUUUGACAAAGAGACUGGGUUCCACAAAGGAUAUAGUUGGGUCACUUUCGCGGCAGAAGAAGGGUUGCAGAACACACUUCAAAAGGACACACACCUCAUCGAAGGAGCAAAGCUCCAGGUUCAACUGAAAAGAAGUCUGUCCAGAAACCCUGACCGAGACUGACAACAGUGCUUUAUUAUAGAGGAUUUAAAAACUUUAAAUAAAACAAAAUAAAAACUGAA